CACAGACUCGAUUUUCAAAUCACUUUCUAAUUCCCAUCUUUUCUUCUGGGAAAUUCAACGAGCGUUCCGCAACUCUGUAUUUGAUUUUCAUUCCCUUUCAGAUUGCGAACACACAAGAUGGCUCCCGCCGUCGGUAUUGAUUUGGGCACGACCUACUCGUGCGUGGGUGUUUUCCGUGAGGACCGGUGCGAAAUCAUCGCCAAUGACCAGGGCAACCGGACAACUCCGUCCUUCGUCGCCUUCACAGACACCGAGCGCCUCAUCGGUGAUGCUGCCAAGAACCAGGUCGCCAUGAACCCUCACAACACCGUCUUUGACGCCAAGCGCCUGAUUGGUCGCAAGUUCACCGACCCCGAGGUUCAGGCCGAUAUGAAGCACUUCCCCUUCAAGGUCAUUGAGCGCAAUGGCAAGCCCGUCAUCGAGGUCGAGUUCAAGGGCGAGACCAAGGUCUUCACCCCCGAGGAGAUCUCCUCCAUGGUCCUGACCAAGAUGCGCGAGACUGCCGAGUCCUACCUCGGUGGCACCGUCACCAACGCUGUCAUCACCGUCCCCGCCUACUUCAACGACAGCCAGAGGCAGGCCACCAAGGACGCCGGUCUCAUUGCCGGCCUCAACGUCCUCCGCAUCAUCAACGAGCCCACUGCUGCCGCCAUUGCCUACGGUCUCGACAAGAAGGCCGAUGGUGAGCGCAACGUCCUCAUCUUCGAUCUUGGCGGCGGUACCUUCGAUGUCUCCCUCCUCACCAUCGAGGAGGGUAUCUUCGAGGUCAAGUCCACUGCCGGCGACACCCACCUGGGUGGUGAGGACUUCGACAACCGUCUCGUGAAUCAUUUCAUAGCUGAGUUCAAAAGGAAACACCGCAAAGAUCUCUCCACCAACGCCCGUGCGCUGCGGCGUCUCCGCACCGCUUGCGAGCGUGCCAAGCGCACUCUCUCGUCGUCUGCCCAGACCUCGAUUGAGAUCGACUCUCUCUACGAGGGUAUCGACUUCUACACGUCCAUCACCCGUGCUCGCUUCGAGGAGCUGUGCCAGGACCUCUUCCGCUCGACUCUCCAGCCCGUUGACCGUGUCCUGACGGAUGCCAAGAUCGACAAGUCUCAGGUCCACGAGAUCGUGCUCGUUGGUGGCUCGACUCGUAUCCCUCGCAUCCAGAAGCUGAUCAGCGACUACUUCAACGGCAAGGAGCCCAACAAGUCGAUCAACCCUGAUGAGGCUGUUGCCUACGGUGCCGCCGUUCAGGCCGCCAUUCUCUCUGGCGACACCACGUCCAAGUCGACCAACGAGAUUCUCCUGCUCGAUGUCGCUCCGCUGUCGCUCGGUAUCGAGACUGCUGGUGGCAUGAUGACCAAGCUUAUCCCCCGCAACACCACCAUCCCCACCAAGAAGUCCGAGGUCUUCUCGACCUUCUCCGACAACCAGCCCGGUGUGCUCAUCCAGGUCUAUGAGGGCGAGCGCCAGCGCACCAAGGACAACAACCUGCUGGGCAAGUUCGAGCUUACUGGCAUUCCGCCCGCCCCUCGUGGUGUUCCCCAGAUCGAGGUUACCUUCGACCUUGAUGCCAACGGUAUCAUGAACGUCUCCGCUCUGGAGAAGGGCACCGGCAAGACGAACAAGAUCGUCAUUACCAACGACAAGGGCCGCCUGUCGAAGGAGGAGAUCGAGCGCAUGCUUGCCGAGGCCGAGAAGUUCAAGGCGGAGGAUGAGGCCGAGGCUGCCCGUGUCUCUGCCAAGAACGCCCUUGAGUCGUACGCCUACUCGCUGCGCAACACUCUCAACGACUCCAAGGUUGAUGAGAAGCUCGACGCGUCUGAGAAGGAGAAGCUCAAGUCCGAGAUCGACAAGAUCGUUUCCUGGCUCGACGACAACCAGCAGGCCACUCGCGAGGAGUAUGAGGAGCACCAGAAGGAGCUUGAGAGCAUCGCCAAUCCCAUCAUGAUGAAGUUCUACGGUGCUGGCGCUGGCGGCAUGCCCGGCGGCAUGCCCGGUGCCGCUCCUGGUGGCUUCCCCGGCGCUGGUGGUGCUAGCAACGACAACGACGGCCCUACCGUUGAGGAGGUUGACUAAACGGGUGGUUAACAUGAGGGCCGGCGUUUCUGCUUUUCUUUGCGCUAGUAGAUUAAAUCCGUGUCGGCGAGAUGCCAGAUGCUCUCUCUCUUGGGAUGCGGAUUAUCGGGAAUGGGUUAACUCCUAGAUCUGGUUUUUCUUUGAUGAUCAUGAUAAAGGGGGAAAAGGGAGGCUGCAUGGGCUGUACUUUAGUUACGAUUCCCGUUUUCCUUUCGAUGAAUUAAAGGAAUUCUUCAAGACAUUCAUUCG
Messenger RNA from Thermothelomyces thermophilus ATCC 42464, 2313 nucleotides. RefSeq lists its product as uncharacterized. Gene Ontology annotation, biological process: protein refolding; vesicle-mediated transport; cellular response to unfolded protein. The record is from RefSeq and is a predicted model, not a curated record. Lineage: Eukaryota; Fungi; Ascomycota; Sordariomycetes; Sordariales; Chaetomiaceae. Gene Ontology annotation, cellular component: nucleus; cytoplasm; plasma membrane. The coding region runs from base 118 to 2064 and encodes 648 amino acids. The transcript has 3 exons. Gene Ontology annotation, molecular function: ATP binding; misfolded protein binding; heat shock protein binding.